Messenger RNA from Phalacrocorax carbo (great cormorant), 6509 nucleotides. NCBI's taxonomy places the organism in Eukaryota, Metazoa, Chordata, Aves, Suliformes, Phalacrocoracidae. The record is from RefSeq and is a predicted model, not a curated record.
CUCCCCGCCCCCCGCCCCGCGCGCGCAGGGCGCUGCGGCGCGGUGAGGUGAGGGCGGCGGCGUCUGCGGGAGCGGGAGGAGGGCGGCUGUGACAGCGCCGCCAGGGCAGCGCCAGUGUCCCCGGACCAUCCGCCGGCCCUCGGGGCAGCGGCGACCGAGCCUCCCCCGGCCCUGCACCUUGCGGCAGCCGAACCGAGCCGAGCCCCCCGCGCGGCCGAGGCGGCGGCAGGAAGCGCCGCUUCUCCCCCCCCCCCCCCGUGACGGCGGUGUUCCCGGUGGCCCAGUGCCGCUGUCAGUUCCGCGGACCCGGAGACCUCCCGGCUCGGCGGCGCGGCGCCCAGCGCCACCCGGUACAUGGAUUACCUGUGUUUCAGAGCACUUUGCUGCAAGGGACCACCACCACCACGACCUGAAUAUGACUUGGUUUGCAUAGGCCUCACUGGUUCUGGCAAGACAAGUCUUCUGUCACAGCUUUGCAGUGAAAGCCCGGAGAACAUAGUGUCUACCACAGGUUUUAGUAUAAAAGCAGUGCCAUUCCAGAACGCCAUCUUGAACGUAAAAGAACUUGGAGGGGCUGACAAUAUCAGGAAAUACUGGAGUCGUUACUACCAAGGAUCCCAAGGGGUAGUAUUUGUAUUAGACAGUGCCUCCUCUGAAGAUGAUCUAGAAACUGCUAGGAAUGAACUGCAUUCUGCUCUCCAGCACCCACAGUUAUGUACUUUGCCAUUUUUAAUACUGGCCAAUCAUCAAGACAAACCAGCAGCUCGCUCCGUACAAGAGAUAAAAAAGUAUUUUGAACUUGAGCCACUUGCUCGUGGAAAGCGCUGGAUUCUUAAACCCUGCUCCUUGGAUGAUAUGGAGGCAGUAAAGGACAGCUUCUCUCUUCUAAUAAACUUGCUGGAAGAGAGGGACUUCGAACCUUCAAGAAUGUGAAAUGCAAGAGAGAAGAGUGGUUCUCCAGGCGUCUCCGUACCUGCUCAUUCUGCUCACAGCUUAAUUAUGGUGUGGUAUCAAGACUGCUGUGAUAUGUUGUUCAUACACAGUGCAGAAUGUCCUUUUGUUAAAACAAAUAUUCUGUGAAUCAGGUACACAACUAUUUCAACAGUAAAGUUGUCUACACUACUGAAAUAAGAAGUUCCUCAUUGUUUACCACUGUUUCUGCACGUUGCGUGUUGCUUCCUUGCGUUGCAGUCAUCCUUCACAGGAAAUCUUACACGCACAAAAAUAACAUAGUCUGUAAAGGAGGACUUCUACCUGAUACCUUUGGUUUAAAAAAUUGACUAAUGUCUUAAGGAUUUGUGAAACUGUUUUUUAUUAGCUUGUUUACUGACGCCACAGUAUGGAAAGCACAGUCACUGAGAACCUUAAUAGGAUACCUUGAAGGCAAGCAGUUUCGUGUUAAUGCAAAGGUUAGUCCUGAAAUUUUACUAAGUGAAAACACAGUUGACAAGUUAGUUGAUUCCUCUUCUAAAGUCACAGCAUAACCUGUCAAAGGCAGAACCAUUAUUUUGCUGGAAGUUUCCUGAAAGGUAAAGUAGUGAACAGAUGUGUGAGGAUAAUAGAUCUGGGAAAAAAUAGGUGACAAAAAGAGGUUGUCUAAAGUAACAAUAUUUUUGGAAAAUGUAAAAAAGUUGGAUAAAGUAAUAAUUUUCAUUGAAAGUAGUUUUCCGUAAGAGAAGCAAAGCAAAUGUCUGUUAAUUCAGCUGUGGAGGCUUUAUUACUAGUCAGAAGUGUGGCUGGUUUUAAAUAAGGAUUGCUUCCUAUAUCACUCACUCAGAGUACUACUGUUAUCGUAACAUUGCCAAGGCAUCUAUACCAUAACUAAGGGCCUUCCAGUGUUUGCACUAUAAGCUUCUCGUUUCAAGGGAUUAUAACUCAUUCUUUCAAACGUCCUCUGGGCUAAGUGUUACUUAGAAGACAAAAAAGUAUUCAUUGGAAACAACAUUUGUAAUACAUUUGGAAAAAUCCCAUUUGGUUCCAGUAACACAGUACAUAUUUCCUCUUUCCAAGUUUUCCCCAUUGUAGGUUUGCAGUAUUUUGGCUGCCUUUUGUUGAUUUUUUUAAAACCUUAUAAACCAAUUCUGUCCAUUAAAAAAACAUGCCAGGUCACUGGUUCACCAUUAAGUCAGUCACAACAGGGUAUGUGCAGAUCAGUCACUGGACCAGUGCACUCCUUGAAUGUUGUGCCUUGUGCAUUCAGCGACCCUUGUGCAUGAGCGUCUGCAAACACAAACUGUAGUGAUGUGUCAGUGGUUCUUCAUUGAUUCUGCUUGCAUUUUGAAACUCACAACUCCUUUUUUCAGCAACAUACCUUUCUACUCUGAGCAUUUAUUUUUUUAAGUUUGAAGGUUAUUGUAGUUUCUCAUGAGUUUAUUUGGGGAUAAGAAAAUAGCAAGGAUCAGCUUUUAAAGGCUUAUAAAAGCCAUUUCUUUAUUACUUGCAAUUAUACUCUGUUAAAAAAAUGUUUCUAACAGGUGUGGGGUUUUUGUUUACUUUUCAAUUUCCUUGGAUUUCUUGCAUUGCUCCCUCAGAAUUACUUCUGCCCAAAUGCAUGGCCUGAUGAUCACUGUUCUAACUUGCUUCCUAUUAUCAGAAAGAAGCUGGAAUACCAGUAAGCUCAGUGUUUAAUUUUGUGAUAGAAUAGGCAGAAAGCCUGAAGGACAUCUCUUCUUGCUUUGUUUUCCUUCUCUUUCCUGCCAGGUCAAUUGCCUCCCUCCUAAUAAUCUUGGAAAAAUCCAAGAACUGGAAUUAUUCAUUUUAAAACACAGAGAGGAGCCCUAUGUUGGUUUGGUUCUCUCUGCACAGGUUAGAGGGGACCCAGCUGCCCAUCAGGUUCUCUUGUGUGGGUUAAGGAGGCUCCUUUCCCUGGAUUUAAAGAGGAACUGGAUCUAACCUACAACUCCAAACUCUCUCUUAGCCUCUUAGCUGAUGUGAGCUUAAAGGCUACAGGGUCCCUAGACUUCCACAGGGUCCCUGGAUUUCUGUCCUGUUUAGGGACAAUGACAAAAAAGAAGUGGUGGGGAGGAGUGAGAAUUAUUUCCCAGAGAAGGCAGGCAGUGUGGGGAGGCAAAAAGAGGGAUUCAGAGCUUCUACUGCUUUUUCAUUGAGCAUUAGUUAAAAGAUGAGAGAACAUUUUUCUACUGUUUUUCCCCUUCUUCACUGUAUUAAAGUUAUGGACCAAUAGGUGCAGCAAAUGAAAAUAAGCCCAACUUGUACUGCAUUCUUAAAACUGUACCUAUUUGUAGCAUGAGUGAGUCUGGUCCAAAAACUCCUAGAGUUUCUGAGUUUUGUUUUGGUCAUGAUUUCCAAACUAUGCACUGUUGGAAGGUGCUACGUCACUGACAUGCAAAAGGCCCAGCUAAUUGAUGAGAAUAUGGCUUUGGUAUAUGCCAGUGGCCACUUAGACUAGGGCCUCUUGAUGCUUAAUGCUUUUUCUUUAGGAAAAUGCUAACAGUGCAGGAGCAGUGAUUUUUUUUUUUUUUCAGAAUGAUUUUCAAUAUGCUUUUUCUUACUAAUACAGUGAUCAUUCCUCAACACAGGUUGAAACAAUACCUCAUAACUGCUUAAGGCUAAGGCCAAUGCUUAACUUCACUUUGAAUGUAGUUCUUCUGUGGUUUUGUGUUGUGGAUGGACUUAAUGGAUGUGUACCUUUUUAAUGUCUAUAAACACCUUCACCUUUUUAUGGAGGAAUUUAAAAUGUUCAUAGCAGCUCAUGUCACACUUCCUUGUCUAAAGAGUUGUCGAAUUCUCUGGCUAUGGUAGACUAUGUAAGCACUAUGCAGUGUUUAUUCAGAUGAUCAAUCUCAAUUGUUUCUUUCUUUUUUUUUUUUUCAAAUCUUUUCACAUGUUCAUCAUUUAGGUGAAACAAACUUGGGCACUAGGCUCUACUUUACAUGCAAGUUCAUUAAAGAGUGAAAACUGUCUUUUUAAAAAGUUAUUGUGCUUUAAUGUUUGUUAGCCAUCUGUUAAAUUACUUUGUGUGUGUGUGUGUGUGUGUGUGUGUGUAUGUGCCCACAUUGGGCUUCUCAGACCUGUGGCUGUCUGCAGUGUCUCAGCCAUCAGAAUGAAAACAUUAUCAAUCAGUAUCCAACAACAGCUGGUUUUGACAAGCUUCUGUCUGCUGCCUAGUGCUUUACAACUUGUCAGUAAGACCUCUUUGUCUACCCACUCUGAGCUGCUAAUUUUACUGCUUCCAUGUUGUGUUCUGUCCUUGUACUUCUAGCAUUUGUAUAGAAAAAAGGUUGAAUCUAGUGAGUUUUGAUAUUCUUUAUUGCUGUAUAAUGCUCCAUGUGUAUCUUAGCUUGCCUCUUCAAAUGCGCUAUACAAAAAUCUGUGAUGUAUUAUUUCAUUUAACUUCUUGCAUUUCAUUAUAUUUAUAGGAGUUGCAGAUUUUUGUACCAUAUUAGUUAAUACAGUUGCCUUUUUGUAAUGGCAAUUAAUUUAUAUUACAAAAGUUUGUAUCUUUACUGUAGUCGAAAGUAUUAGUUAACUGCCAUACUAUCUUGGCUUUAUACUAAAAAUACAGUGUCUAUACGCAGGAGUUGACCCAUUCAAGUGGACAAUUGCUGACAUGAGGAACUUGUACUCUUUGUGAUUUAUACAUGAUUUCCACUAUCAAAAAAAAAAAAAAGAAAAUAAACACUGUAGAGUUAAGUUGCUAUGUUUGGAUUUCUUGAGUAGUAGCAAGUUUUGGAGUAUGGCAUAUUACCUUGAUAUGGAAUCUUCAAGACAAAUUAUUCACUCCUAGGUGAAAACAAAUAUUACUAUAUAAUCAUUGCUAAAUUAUACAUAGUUGCAUAUUGACACACGCACACAUAUAUAUUUAUAAAAAUGAGAAACUUCCAAAAAUUGGGUGAUUUAUUUCCACAGCAAGGUGUUGUUACUCUGGAAAUAUAUCUGAAAGAUAUUGAAGGUUUAUUGGUGGAACAAGGAUUGGAAUAAUCUUCAUACAAUUAUUCCAUAAUGUGAAACAGAGGGACAUGUUUAUAUGACUAGAAAUUAUUUUUAAAUAAAGUGAUGUGGCAAAGUACAUACACCAAAAAAAAGCUACAGAAGUUCAGCAAAGGAAAAUACUAUGGGGAAAAUAAAGGCUUGCUGGGAAAACGGGAAAACUCAUUGUUACCCUCUCAAACACUGAGCAGAAGAGACUGUCAUAACACCAGUUCUAACAGCUGUUGGAAGUACAGCUCUGCUGAGCCCAACUGAAGUUGCUGAUGCAGCUACUAAGGUAUGUUUUUGUCAUUUUAUUAUUUUUAAAUCUGCCUCUUACCAAGACUAGGGUGGAAAUGAAAGAUUUGUAAACUUGGAAUGUAUUUUUAAUUGUUUUGUUUAAUAUAAAUAGGAACUGCAAAUCUGCUAAUCAUGCCUCAUUUGAUAGCUCUUGAAAGAAUUUUCAUUAGCUCAUUAGCCCUUUGACCUAAUAGUUCAAACAAAUAAAAACAUCUGUUUGUGUCAGCUGUAGGGUUAGUCAUCCAGGGCCCAGGUUAACACGAGGAUGAGAGAGUGUCCCACAGCCUAUGUGAAAACAAAAACCAUACCUUUUUCAGUGUCUGCAGUUGAGAAGGACUCCUGAAGUGAAGUAGGGCUGCUGAAUUCUGUUAGGUGAAAAGACUGAAAAAGAUCAUUAGCCUUCUCAAUCUUCAGCCUUCAUGGGUGAACUGACUAACUUCAUUGUGUGGGUUGGACUGAAGAUCAGGUCUAAUCUAACUAAUUCUGAGACUUUUAUGCUUAAUGCUAGCUGCUUAUAAUGUGUUUUAUCACAGCUAUAUUUAGAGAAGCUAAAGUAUGCUGUAUAUGUUGCUUGUUCCUUCACCAGGUUUCAUGGGAAAAUGUAAUAUGUGGUCAUCUGGUGGGUUUUGAUGGAAUAUGUUCAGGACAGCCUUGUUUGUGGAGUGUUAUGUUUGUGUAUUGAGCAUGUUCAGCACUUCCAUUUAUGAUGUCUUAAAUAUGCCUUAAUUUUUUAAUUACUGAAACUGUCUAGAAAAGGCAGAUAUUCAAAUGUGAAUAUUGGUGCUAACACUGUGCAGUAAACCUAAUAAAAGUGUUUAGCAAAAGGUCCUGUGCUGGUUUGGGAAGAUUAUAGAAAAUUAAGAGUUGAGGGUGUGAAGAGGAGGAAUGACAUAAUCCAUGCCCAGCCAUUCUACUAUUAUGAGAAGAGAGGAACUCAUUGCCUGAAAAUAGCCUGGUUUUGGUAAAGACCAUAUUUGUAAUGAAAAGCUGUUGUAUAGUUAAUUUCUAAGCACAGAAGCAUUUCCUCAGACAUGAAAAAUCUAUACAUAUAUUUGAGAACCUGCCCACAUGCUAAUAAGCAAGAGGGAUGAAUUGUGCCUAUUAUGCUUGUGUGCAAUAUAAGGAAAGCCAUUCACAAUUAAUUCUCUCAAUUCUCACUGUUAGAUUGUGAGCUAAAACUGACAAAAAAAAAAGAGCAGCAAUCACAGCACUUCUUUUUUACCUGUCACCUUGAAAUAGCUAAAUGCUGUUGUUCAUUUUUAUUACUAUGCCAUGUAACU